GCUCCUGCGCUCGUCCUGCCGCCGCCUCCCGGCGCGCAGCGAUGCGCAGAGGCACCGCGCCGCCCUGGGGCUGCCGCCGCCGCCGCGCCGCACCAUGAAGCUCCGCAGCAAGGUGGUGGCGCUGCUCCUGCUCGCGGUGGCCGCGCUGCUGCUCGCGCUGCUGUCCCUCCGCGCCGGCCACCCCGAGACCCCCGCGCCGCCCGGGCGCCCCGCGUCCGCCCCGCAGCGCCACCCCGCGCCGGACCCGGCUCGCCGGUCGGCUCCGGGCGCCCUCCCGGGGGCGAGCCCAGGCGCUCGCAGGCGUCGGCCCCAGCGUCUGCGCCCCCGAGCGGGCCGCCGGGACGCGGGGAGACUGGACAAGUUGGCGAGGAGGCCUGGAGAACCCAGGGGUUUCCAAGCUGUGCUACCACCUGAGCUGUGGAUCCACCUGGCUGUGGUGGCCUGUGGCAACCGGCUAGAGGAGACACUGGUCAUGCUCAAAUCGGCUGUGCUUUUUAGCCACAGGAAGAUACAAUUUCACAUCUUCACUGAAGACUCUCUGAAGCCCGAAUUUGAUGAGCAGUUACGGCAGUGGCCUGACUCUUAUACAAAGAAGUUUGAACACAGAAUCUACCCCAUCACAUUUUCUGUCGGAAACCCUCAGGAAUGGAAGAAAUUAUUCAAACCCUGUGCUGCCCAGAGGCUCUUUCUUCCGGUGAUUUUAAAGGAUGUGGACUCACUUCUCUAUGUGGACACUGAUGUUCUCUUUCUGAGACCUGUUGAUGACAUCUGGAAGCUUCUGAGACAAUUUAAUUCCAGCCAGCUUGCAGCCAUGGCUCCUGAGCACGAAAUCCCCAAGAUUGGCUGGUACAGCCGCUUUGCCAGGCAUCCUUUCUAUGGCUCUGCGGGAGUUAAUUCAGGAGUCAUGUUAAUGAAUUUAACUCGUAUAAGAAGUGCCCAGUUCAAGAACAGCAUGAUUCCAACGGGCUUGGCUUGGGAGGACAUGUUGUACCCUCUGUACCAGAAGUAUAAGAAUGCCAUUACGUGGGGAGACCAGGAUUUAUUAAAUAUUAUUUUUUAUUUCAAUCCAGAGUGUCUCUAUGUGUUCCCCUGCCAGUGGAACUACCGUCCUGAUCACUGCAUGUAUGGGAGCAACUGCAAAGAGGCCGAGCGCGAAGGUGUGUCUGUUCUGCACGGGAACAGAGGCGUCUACCAUGAUGAUAAGCAGCCGACUUUCAAAGCACUCUAUGAAGCAGUGAGGGACUUUCCUUUUCAAGAUAAUCUCUUUCAAUCCAUGUAUUACCCUCUGCAGCUGAAGUUUUUGGAGACUGUGCACACUUUAUGUGGACGAAUCCCGCAAGUUUUUCUGAAGCAAAUUGAGAAGACAAUGAAAAGGGCUUAUGAGAAACAUGUCAUCAUCCGUGUUGGCCCCAACCAGAUGCACUGAAUAUUUUACCUUGUUGCAAGUCAUUUAGAUGUCUUAUGAUCAAGAAGGAAAUACUAAUCU
Nycticebus coucang (slow loris) is the source of this 1486-nucleotide messenger RNA. RefSeq names its product glucoside xylosyltransferase 2 (gene GXYLT2). The transcript has 7 exons. Bases 95 to 1426 code for a protein of 443 amino acids. Lineage: Eukaryota; Metazoa; Chordata; Mammalia; Primates; Lorisidae. Gene Ontology annotation, molecular function: UDP-xylosyltransferase activity. The record is from RefSeq and is a predicted model, not a curated record. Gene Ontology annotation, biological process: protein O-linked glycosylation via N-acetylgalactosamine.